Molecule: messenger RNA, 319 nt
Organism: Ilex paraguariensis (yerba mate)
Lineage: Eukaryota; Viridiplantae; Streptophyta; Magnoliopsida; Aquifoliales; Aquifoliaceae
Source: the annotation of a GenBank genome assembly
CCUUGCUUUCCUUAAUACAAACUCUAACUCAGUAGCCAUAAACCUCAUCUUGCCAAAGGAAGAAUCUGAUGACAAUGGGGAUGGGGUUGCCUCAUCGAUGUUUCCUGUUUCCCCUUGGAGAAGUUGCAACAACGACAAUGACAGUCAAAUUGGGGCCAAUCCCGAACUGAAAAAGGUUCUAAGAUGUAACAAGAGUGGAGAAGAGGGCUGCUUCAGCACGAGUAAGCCAAUAGACCCUGAUGAUCUUGUUCGGAGUCAGACUGGGGCCAUCUACAUAACACAAAGACUGUUAAGGCUCGAAAUGAAAGUAACCAAAUAA